UAUAUGCAUGCUCCUCUAGACAGGAGACACGUACGUUUGCUGCCGCCUCAUUUUGACACUUGAACGUUUCUCACUGACCGAUCGAUCAGCUUCUACUACUUCGAAGCUACGUCGCCCACCUUGGCAUCGACACGAUCGAUCAUGGAGCACUCCGCUUCUGCCCCGACGACGACCUCUUCCUCCUCGCCGCAGCGCGGUGGUGGCCGAGAGCUGCAGCUGCAGGGCCCGCGCCCCACGCCGCUGAGGGUGCACAAGGACUCGCACAGGAUCAGGAAGCCUACGGCGCAGGUGCGGCAGCCGGUCAUCAUCUACACGGUGUCGCCCAAGGUCGUGCACGCCCACCCCGCCGAGUUCAUGUCCGUCGUGCAGCGCCUCACCGGCGCCUCCUCCUCGUCGUCUCUCCCGCCGCCACCACCACAGCAACAGCCGCCGUUCCCGUUCUUCCCGCACCAGCUGUCGUCCUCCAUGCUCCCGCCGGCGCUGCCGUUCCCGUUCCACGUCCAAGCAGCUGCUGCGACUUCUGCUGCAGCACAGCAACCGCAGGAGGGCGCGCUGCUCCAGCUACAGCACUCACCCGCCGCGCGCCUCGCCGCCAUGGAGCAGGCGUCGGCGCAGCCGGCCGCACGGACCGGUGUUCACCGUGGGGGGCUACCGCCGUUGCCGAGCAUCCUGUCUCCCGUGCCGGGGUCUCUGCCGGCGAUCCCGCCGGGCUUCUUCUCCCCGCCGUCCGGCAGCGCAGGCGGCAUCAACCUGUUCGGCGAGCUGAUCAGCCCGGCAUUCCCUGGCGGCCACGGUGCAGCUCCUCCUCCAAUGUCGUCGUCGUUACAGUAUUUCCCAGCUGCAGCUGCGCCGUCGCCGUCCACGCCAUACUACUGGGAUCUCUUCAACAACCACCCAAACCACCUUUGAAUGCAUCUCCGUCUGCAGGGUUGACCAAAUUUGUAAGCCGUAUAUGUACACAUCUGGCAUUGAUGAGGUGUGAUAGGAGGAGCAAAGAAAUUGAGAGUGAGUUAGCUAUAGAUCGAUAGGCUAAGUCAGCUUGCUACUAGUACUGCUCACUAGUCGCAUGCUAGCAGCUGCAACAAAGCUUCAUCCAAGAUAGCUCACAUCUACUGUAAUGUAGUAGUAACAAUAUUUGUUUGCACCCCAAUUUGGAGGUGAUCGAGGAUAGGAUAGAUCAUAUAGACGGAAGAGACUUGAUCGGU
Messenger RNA from Lolium perenne, 1205 nucleotides. RefSeq lists its product as uncharacterized. Gene Ontology annotation, cellular component: nucleus. The record is from RefSeq and is a predicted model, not a curated record. NCBI's taxonomy places the organism in Eukaryota, Viridiplantae, Streptophyta, Magnoliopsida, Poales, Poaceae.